AUACGGCGCCCUCCGUUCCGAGGGCCUCCUCCGUUGCCGCCUGGCCUCUCUACCUCCUCCCGAGGCUGCUGUGACCUCACCCUCCACCCGCAUCGCCGCCUAGCCCCACCACCGCAUCCGUCCAUCCGUCCACCUCGGGCGACGGGCCCCUCCACCGCAGGCCGCGCCUCUGCUUUGCUUCCUUCGUGGACGACGGCUGGUAGCGGACUCCGCUCCCCCUCCGGCCCGGCCUCCCUAUAUAAGGCGCGGGACUGCGGGGCCUGUGCGAGGUUGAGGACAGGAUAAAUACUCGCGCUCUGUGAGGAGGAGGAGGAGGAGGAGGAGGAGGAAGAAGAAGAAGAAGAAGGGCGUCGUCGGUCGGUCGUCUGCGCGCGCCGGCCGUGCCGAUCGGUCGCUGGCCAGCCAUGGCCGUCGAGGCGCACCACCUGCUCCACGCGGGAGGAGGGGCGGGAGGGCAGAGGCAGCUGCUGGCGCCCCACGCGGGAUGGGCCUGGGCGGCGGGCGACGCCGCGUGCCGCGAGCCGCCGGCGAGCGCGGCGCGGCAGGGGCAGCGGAGACCCGUCACGGGCCAGCAGCAGCAGCACAGGUUCCAGCACCCGUGCGCGGCCACCCCGGUCGCGGCGGCGGGGCCGCAGCUUGUCGCGCCGCCGGGGCGGUACGCGCCCGGGCCGCAGCUGUGCGCGGCCGACGCGUCGGAGAGCGGCGUCACGUUCGGAGGUGGAGGCGGCGCGCGGCAGGAGGCGCUGGCGGCGGCGGCGGCGGCGACCAGGAAGCGGAAGCGCGCCGGCGAGGGGCAGGCGGCGCAGGCGCUCGGGAUCGCCGCGGCCGACGUGGCGGCGCACUUCCAGCAGCAGCUGGUCGACGUCGACGGCCUCGUGCUCCAACACACCUCCAAGAUGUGGGUGGAGCUGAGGGAGCAGCGCCGGCGGCACGCCGGGCAGGUGGUGGCCGCCGUGGAGGCCGCGGCGGCGAAGCGGCUGCGCGCCAAGGGCGAGGAGAUCGAGCGGAUCGGCCGCCUCAACUGGGCGCUGGAGGAGCGGGUCAAGAGCCUCUACGUGGAGGCGCAGGUGUGGCGCGACCUGGCGCAGUCCAACGAGGCCGCCGCCAACGCGCUCCGCGGCGAGCUGCAGCAAGCGCUCGACGCCCAGCAGGCGCGCUGCGGCGUCGUCCUCGCCGGCGACGCCGAAUCGUGCUGCUGCGGGGAGAACGACGUCGCCGGCGGCACCGGGGCCGUCAACGAGGGGGAGGAGGACGAGGCAGGGACGACGUCGGGGAGGAGGAUGUGCACGAUGUGCGGCGAGGGCGCGGCCGAGGUGCUGCUGCUGCCUUGCCGGCACCUGUGCGCGUGCGCGCCGUGCGCGGGCGCGGCGCGGGCGUGCCCGGCGUGCGGGUGCGCCAAGAACGGCAGCGUCUGCGUCAACUUUUCGUGAUCCCUGUGAAAUGAAAGCAAAUAGUAUUAGAGUAGGUUCUGCUCUCCUCUGUUUUUUUUGUGUGUUUUGUUGAUGGGAGGAUGAUAGGUGCGACGGUAGUGACGUGGAUAUGAGAGGGGUGCAUCUUUGUAGCUUUUUCUCAAGCGGUUGGAUCUAUAUUGAUCAACAAGGGAAAAAAAAGAGGGAGAGAAGAAAAUCAGAAACCUUGCAUCUCCUUUGCUUCA
Molecule: messenger RNA, 1654 nt
Organism: Panicum hallii
Lineage: Eukaryota; Viridiplantae; Streptophyta; Magnoliopsida; Poales; Poaceae
Product: BOI-related E3 ubiquitin-protein ligase 1-like
Exons: 2
Coding region: 405-1430 (341 amino acids)
Biological process (GO): regulation of programmed cell death
Molecular function (GO): ubiquitin-protein transferase activity
Source: RefSeq, a predicted model, not a curated record